AUGUCAUCUAAUAAGAAAAAGGCGUCUAACCCAGUGAUCAAUUUGGUCGCUGGUGGUACCGCCGGUUUGUUCGAAGCUCUAUGCUGUCAUCCGUUGGAUACGAUAAAAGUCCGUAUGCAAAUCUACAGGAGGGCCACUAGCAAACUUAACGCUGCGGAACAUUCAGCGAUCAAACCUCCUGGGUUUAUAACCACUGGGAAGACUAUUUAUGGACAGGAGGGGUUUUUGGCCCUGUAUAAAGGUCUUGGUGCAGUUGUCAUAGGUAUCAUCCCGAAAAUGGCCAUACGGUUCUCCUCUUACGAAUGGUACAGGACAUUGCUCGCAGAUAAAACUACAGGGAGUGUUUCCACUGGGAACACAUUCUUAGCUGGUGUACUUGCCGGUACCACUGAGGCGGUGAUCGUGGUAAACCCAAUGGAAGUGGUCAAGAUUAGACUGCAAGCGCAACAUUUGGCAGAGGGCGCUAUAAAGGACGUAGCACCAAAGUACAAAAAUGCUAUCCAUGCAGCGUACACCAUUGUGAAGGAGGAAGGUAUCGGUGCUAUGUAUAGGGGGGUCUCGCUGACCGCGGCAAGACAGGCUAGUAACCAAGGUGCUAAUUUCACAGUUUACUCGAAAUUGAAGGAAUUCUUGCAAAAAUACCACAACCAAGAGGUACUGCCCUCGUGGGAAACCUCCUGUAUUGGGUUGAUCUCUGGUGCAAUUGGACCCUUCUCGAACGCCCCCUUGGAUACAAUCAAAACGAGAUUACAGAAGGACAAGUCGAUCAGUAGUGAUAAGUCCUCCGCGUGGAAGAAGAUCGCGACAAUCGGAAGACAAUUGAUCAAAGAGGAAGGGUUUAGGGCCCUGUACAAGGGUAUCACGCCAAGAGUGAUGAGAGUGGCACCGGGCCAAGCAGUCACUUUCACAGUGUACGAAUACGUCAGAGGUCACCUGGAGAGAAUGGGCCUGUUCACAGGUAAGCCAAAACCCAAGGCAUUGAAGUGA
This is a messenger RNA of Huiozyma naganishii CBS 8797, 987 nucleotides long. It is a transcript of the gene SFC1, whose product is annotated as Sfc1p. Lineage: Eukaryota; Fungi; Ascomycota; Saccharomycetes; Saccharomycetales; Saccharomycetaceae. The record is from RefSeq and is a predicted model, not a curated record. Bases 1 to 987 code for a protein of 328 amino acids. Gene Ontology annotation, biological process: fumarate transport; transmembrane transport; succinate transport. The transcript has a single exon.